Molecule: messenger RNA, 1525 nt
Organism: Camelina sativa (false flax)
Lineage: Eukaryota; Viridiplantae; Streptophyta; Magnoliopsida; Brassicales; Brassicaceae
Molecular function (GO): DNA binding
Source: RefSeq, a predicted model, not a curated record
UCUGAAAAAUGAUGAAGCUUGCUUCUUCGUUGCGUUGUCUUCGUUGUUGUUGUUGGAGAGAGAGAGAGAUACACUGAAAAAAUCUGUGGACUUUGAUCAAUGGGCGAGUCAAUUCGAUUUAGUGUGAUCACACAACGUCACGCGUCCAUGGGUCAGACAGAGAACAUUCAGAAGAUCUUUAGUAGAUUUAGUGUGAUCUUUGAAGAUGACGUCAUAAAUAUCCAACCACACAACGCUUCUCUUUUCCUUUUACGGUCUCUCUCUGUCUCGUUCUUCCUUGCACUUGCACACAACGCUUCGCUUUUCCUUUUACGCUCUCAUUCUCUCUCUCUCUCUCGUUCUUCCUUGCACACAACGCUUCUCUUUUCAGAAUUUCGUCUUGUCUUCCAGAAGAAUCGAAAGACAAUAUGGAUUACUCCGAUAAUAUUCCUAGGGUUGUUUCACAGUCCAAACUCGACAUAUUGUUGUAUGUCGCUGCCAUGAUUUACGAUCAAGAGUACGGUCCUCACGACGAUGACAAAUCAAAGACCUCUGGCGAAGAAGAAACAGAGACGGAAGCAAGAAUCUUUGGGGAUAAAGUACCGAGAAAGAACAGAGUUCGCCGAUCACCUUCUUCUCGCAAGACUGUAACAACACCAUGGACGCGCGUGAUCGAACAACAGAGAUCGGUACUACAAAACCCUAAUGCAUCAGAAUCGGAACCUUCGUCUUCUUCUUGCGUCACCCAGUUCAAGAAACGUCGUCAUGACGAUCAUCAGAUCAAUACGGAAGAGAUCGUAAGUCGCAAGAAACUCAGAAUCUUUCAUCCUCUAGAGGCGGAACCAAUUCAAACGAGUCCACCGGAUUGGCUUUUGAGAGUGAUGAGGAGAGAAGAGAACGCAUACAAUCCGAAGCUGAUCUCAACGAGGAAACUGUACAAGACUGAUCUCGGUAGAAUUCAAGGACGUCUCUUAGUUCCUUUCAAGCAAGUUAAAAAUCCAGACUUUUUGACAGAGGAAGAGACAAGGAUCAUAGAUGAACAAGCGAGGAAGCUUCGUAAGGAAGGUGUGAGUGUUGAUUUGGUUGAUCCUCAGAUGAAAAAACAUGCCCUUGAAUUGAGGAAGUGGAAGAUGAGUGGAAACUGGAAUUAUGUCUUUGUUGUUGGUUGGAACGAUGUGGUUUCUGCUAAUGGGUUUCAGGUUGACGACUUCUUUCCUCUUUGGUCUUUCCGAUCUGGAAGAAGUGGUAAACUCUGUUUUGCUCUUGUCCCUCCUACGAAAGCUAGCCACGGCGGCGACCUUUAGUGUUUUUUUACUUCCGGUGAAUGUAUCUAUGGAUGCUCUUCUUUAGCCGAUUCUCUGAUCAUGCUCGCCACACGUACAUAAAGGAUCUACAUUUUUCUGGCAAUUCUCGAUUUUGUUUGGCUUAAAGAUGCAAUUUUUAUUGGAGAACUUUAGUGUUUUUUCGUCUUUGGCUAUUAGGGGUUUUGAGAUUGAUGACACUUGUUGUAAAUGUCGUCAGAUGAAACACUAACUAAAGAAGUUAU